This is a messenger RNA of Prinia subflava (tawny-flanked prinia), 824 nucleotides long. RefSeq names its product mitochondrial ribosomal protein L36 (gene MRPL36). The record is from RefSeq and is a predicted model, not a curated record. The transcript is spliced from 2 exons. Lineage: Eukaryota; Metazoa; Chordata; Aves; Passeriformes; Cisticolidae. Gene Ontology annotation, biological process: translation. Bases 124 to 441 code for a protein of 105 amino acids. Gene Ontology annotation, cellular component: ribosome; mitochondrial large ribosomal subunit. Gene Ontology annotation, molecular function: structural constituent of ribosome.
GCUGCCCACGUGACUCCCGGGCGGGCGGGCCCCGCCCCGGUGGCUGCGCGCGCUUCCGGCGGCGGGGGACUCGUGGCGGCGGGCGGGGAGCGGCGCCUUCCGCGGGGCGAGCGGGUGCCGAGCAUGCUGUCCCUCCUGGUCAGGGCCGCCGCCACGGCCGCCCCGCUGCGCUCGCUGUGCCGCUCGUCCUUGUGCUCGCUGGCCCCUUGGGGACGGGCGGCGGGGCUGCCCGCGGCCUGUGGGAGCUGGGCCCCGCCGCCGUGGCGGGCGCCCCGCGGGCUGCUGGCCGCGCCGCCGCCGCCCGGGCCGCCGCUGCCGGCGGGGCUGAAGACGAAGACGGCGCUGAAGAGGCGCUGCAAGGAUUGCUACAUCGUGCGGCGGCGCGGGCGGCUCUACGUGUGCUGCAAGAGCAACCCCCGGCACAAGCAGCGCAAGGGCUAGCGCCGCCGGGACCGCCGGGGCACGGAGCCGGGCCGUGCCCGCUGCCCGGCCCGCAGCACCCCGCGGCCCCUGUCCCUGUCGCCUCCGGGAGCCCGCAGCCGCGGACACGGGUCGCGAAAUCUCGUGCGUGACAAUCUUUCAUCUUUGGAACACCUAGAGAGAGGCGUCAAGGACCUUGAGGGCCCUUGGUGGAAUUUCAGGCCCUGGAUACGGAGAACUGAAGUGGGAGACAGCAGCCUUCAGGACCUCUUGUCAUCUUAAGCGUGAAGCCUUAAAAUCACCGCCCUGUUAAGUUAGUAAGGGUGAAGCUGUAUCACUGGACUCUGAGGUGCAUUUGGGUUUAAUUAUAGCAAAAUGAAAAUAAACUCCAUUGAUUUUCAGAA